Messenger RNA from Caenorhabditis remanei, 2061 nucleotides. RefSeq lists its product as uncharacterized. The coding region runs from base 1 to 2061 and encodes 686 amino acids. The transcript is spliced from 11 exons. NCBI's taxonomy places the organism in Eukaryota, Metazoa, Nematoda, Chromadorea, Rhabditida, Rhabditidae. Gene Ontology annotation, molecular function: acyltransferase activity, transferring groups other than amino-acyl groups. The record is from RefSeq and is a predicted model, not a curated record. Gene Ontology annotation, biological process: polysaccharide biosynthetic process. Gene Ontology annotation, cellular component: membrane.
AUGGACCAAAUUAAACAGAAACCUUCGAAACGGUUGGAUUUGCAAGGUAUUCGAGCUCUCGCUAUCAUUGUGGUACUUGGAUUUCAUUUUUACCCGGAAUACUGUCCGAAUGGGUAUCUUGGAGUUGAUCAAUUCUUUGUAUUAUCUGGAUUCUUGAUGUGUAUGCUACUGAAACGAGCUGAAAAUCAAUCUCCCUGCUCAUUGGUCAGCUUGUUUUACUCAAAACGAUUCAAGAGGAUCCUUCCAUUAUAUCUACUUGUAAUAUUCAUAUCCAUGAUUUGUCUCUACUACUUUUUCCCAAACACUGCAAUCGAAACGAAUCAAGAAUCUGCAAUUCAUGCACUAAUGUUUGUGUCCAACAGACCGAAAAACGAUCAGGAAGAUUAUUUUGAGCAGCUAUCCCUUGCAGUUGACAUUUUCACUCACACUUGGUCUUUAUCGGUUGAAAUCCAGUUCUACUUCUUGGUCCCUUUCAUUUUCAUAACUGCAUCAGCUCUACCUGGCAAAUUUCAAUAUUUUUGUUAUCUCCUCAUGGGUCUUCUGUCCAUCGUCUUCUUCUAUAUCUCACCUUCAACCGAAGCCUUCAAUAGUGUGUUCGGAAGGAUUUGGCAGUUCAUGAUAGGAAUGGUCGUAUACCUCCUAUCAACUUCAAAAACAGAAGUUCAAUAUCAAGCUCUGAACAACGAGGAAGAAGACAUAGAAUGUAAAAAGUUACUCGGAGAUGAAGAGAGUCAAGAGAUGGAAUGCUGUCCGAAUGAGCAGUUUUCUAAAUUAUUUAAAAUGUCCAAGAAAUUUUCAUACCUCUUGUUAAUGAUUUUGAUGUUUGUAACCGCAUUCCCGAAAGUGUCACCGCCGGAGUUGAUGAGACCUCUUGUCACUUUUGGCACUGGGCUCCUUAUGCUCAUUUCUGAUGGAAACCUAAUUCUAUCUAAUCAACUUCUCACCUACAUCGGAGACAUUUCCUACUCCUUAUACCUUAUUCACUGGCCAAUCUACGCUUAUUGGAAACUCACGUGCGAUGGAGACAGAUACCUGCUGCUUUGUGCAUUGCUCUCAUCCGUCAUUCUUGCUAUUAUCACUUUCGAAACGUUUGAGAAAUGGUAUCUGAAACUAUCAUCGACAAGUAUUGGAUUGAUAGUUGUGAUGUUGUUCUUUAUGAAUGUAGUUGUCAUCAACAAGGAUGAAAUCACGGAUCAUAUUGAUUCAAUCGGACAAAACACUUCUAAUCUGGAUAAUGUCACAGAGGAUAUGACAUUAGACGACGCCGCCCGUCUCAACCAUCGUUGGAGUAUCUAUGACAGAAAAUUCUUACGGGUUCCAUCAUGUAUUUAUGAAACAAAGUCUCACCUUGGGUGGUGUAGACAUACGGGUCUCUCUCCAUCUGGAAAAUACAAAAUUGCGAUAAUUGGUAACAGUUGGGCUGCUAAUCACGCUAGAAUGUUUUAUCAAGAAUGUGGUUACAAGGCGAAGAGUAUCAUGCAAGGAGCUGCGUAUGGUUGUGAGCCAUUAUACCCAAGUGGAAAUACUGAGUUGUGUAGAGGAAAUUUCACACAUUUUGAGGAGAGAAUAAGAAAGGAGAAGCCGGAUAUUGCGUUUAUUUUCACGAGAUUCAUGUCUAUCGGUGCCCCGUUCCCAAAAAAUGUCAACAGUUUUGAUAAAGACCCCACCUACCAAAUUAUGAAGGAACAAAUGUUGAAAUUCAUCUCAAACAUCAAGUACAAACUUUACAUUCUGGAUGCUAUUCCGAGAAUAAAUCGAAAAAUUAUAGACGAGAUUGUUCCAUUUUUUCGGAAUCAUACGGAUUUGGAGAAGAUUGAUAACCUUCUCAUCAAACCGGACAACUUUGAAAUGGCACGAAAAAGACAUGCGCAGUUGAUAAAAGAUUGCAAUGGAAAAUGUGUUCUCGUGGAUUAUCUUCCGGAAUUUUUCAACAUUGCAACUGGAACAUUCCGCUAUUUUGAUGACCGGGGAUUCUCCUAUUGGACGGAUCCAUUGCAUUUAUCUCCACAUGGUAUCGAACACAUUCGGCAUGUUUGGACAGAGAUUUGCACAAACUUGUGA